AUGGUGAGGAAAGAGAGAGUGAAGAGUGAGAAGCGACAGAGGAGGAAGAGAGAGAAAAUCAUGCUCUGGAAGCGACGGGAAGCGAGUGGCGACCGCACGACUGAGAGAGGAAGCCAUGGUUGCCCAUUUGCUACAAGGGCUGCUUUUGGUGAUGCGGUCCGCAGAGCUGAGCGAUACCGUCUCACUGAACGGCAUAAAUUUGAGAAUGAAACCGCCCUCAAAUGGAGCUUUUUCUUGAACCGUUUUGGGUUUGGCGUGAGAUUCUUGCCAAAAAGACAUGGGUCCCAUCACCCUUGCCUAAAACUUGUUGUGAACAUGAUGGUCAAUAGUGAGAAAGAUUGGACACCUUACAUGGACAUGGAAUUUGAUACACUUGAUGAGGCUUGGGAGCAUUGGUGCCAUUAUGGAAAACAAGUUGGAUUCUCGACAAGAAAGAGUUUUUUAAAUAGAAGCAAGUUAGAUGAAAAAGUUACAACAAGGGGAUUCGUAUGUUCUAAACAUGGUGUCCGUUUAGAAGAUAAACGCAGGGUUCAUAGCAGCCAUAGAGAUGAGACAAGAACAAAUUGUCAUGCAAGGCUACUUGUUCGAUUGAAACGAGAAAGUGUACGUAGUGCUGGAAUAAAGCCUAAGGACGCACAUGAGUUGAUGAGUAGAGAGGCUGGUGGCAGGGAUAGCCUUGGAUACAUUGCAAGUGAUCAUAAAACUUAUCUCAGAACAAGAAGAGAGAAAGCUAUGAAGUAUGGGGAAGCUGGUUGCAUUUUAAUGUACUUUCAAAAUGAACAAAUUAAAAAUCCUUCAUUUCAUUAUGUGGCUUAA
This is a messenger RNA of Tripterygium wilfordii, 816 nucleotides long. Its product is annotated as protein FAR1-RELATED SEQUENCE 5-like. Lineage: Eukaryota; Viridiplantae; Streptophyta; Magnoliopsida; Celastrales; Celastraceae. The transcript has 4 exons. The record is from RefSeq and is a predicted model, not a curated record. Bases 1 to 816 code for a protein of 271 amino acids.